This is a messenger RNA of Toxotes jaculatrix (banded archerfish), 1011 nucleotides long. It is a transcript of the gene stmn1a, whose product is annotated as stathmin 1a. The transcript is spliced from 5 exons. The record is from RefSeq and is a predicted model, not a curated record. The coding region runs from base 139 to 597 and encodes 152 amino acids. Gene Ontology annotation, cellular component: cytoplasm; neuron projection. Lineage: Eukaryota; Metazoa; Chordata; Actinopteri; Toxotidae. Gene Ontology annotation, biological process: regulation of microtubule polymerization or depolymerization; microtubule depolymerization; neuron projection development. Gene Ontology annotation, molecular function: tubulin binding.
CGCGGUAAAUUCUGUGAGAGAGGAGUAGAACAUCCACAGCUUGUUGAAGGUGGGUGUGACAGGCAGCAUCUUUAAAACAGAAAAACUCCCCAGGAAUUAGUCUGUCGUCCGUAGACUGACCUGCAGCACACUCUAAAGAUGGCAGCCUCUGAAGAUAUCCAGGUCAAGGAGCUUGACAAGCGGGCCUCGGGCCAGGCCUUUGAGGUCAUCCUGGGUGCUCCUGCUCCAGAUGCCAAGGGCGAGUUCCCCCUGUCUCCUCCCAAGAAGAAGGAUGUCUCACUGGAAGAGAUUCAGAGGAAGCUGGAUGCUGCAGAGGAGAGACGCAAGAACCAUGAAGCCGAGGUUCUGAAGCACUUAGCUGAGAAGCGUGAGCAUGAAAAGGAAGUGCUACAGAAAGCUAUGGAGGAGAACAACAACUUCAGCAAGAUGGCAGAGGAGAAGCUCAAUCAGAAGAUGGAGGCCAACAAAGAGAACCGCACAGCAAUUAUGGCAGCGAUGAAUGAGAAAUUCAAGGAGAAGGACAAGAAGUUGGAGGAGGUGCGGAAGAACAAAGAAACCAAAGAUCCCACCUCAGAAGAAGGCACUUCGGAAGACUGAAAGUUACAAACGGGGGAUUGUAUAGGGUUUUUUACGUAUCCAAAGAUUGAUUUAUUUUUUGUUCGGCCAGUAUUUUUGUUGUUCACUACCCACCUUUUUGAAAUAAGACAUACGAGUUCCACUUUGUGAAUUUUUUCAAUGCUCCUGCUAUAAGUGUACUUGCGCUGGUUUUACAUGUGGAUCAUUUUCUCCCUUUGAGUCUAAACCAUUUGAUAUGUAGCUUGUCAGUGCAGCUUCUGCCCUUUUUGAAAAUUAGCAGUGUGUACUUAUCCUUUUUGAGGAAGCAUGUUUCUAUGCAUAGGUCUUUUAUCCCUGCCUAUUUCAUAGUGCGUUUUGAAAAUGUCCCUGUGAACCACACCUGUUCUCGGCACUUACUGUAUUAAAAAAAGGAAAAAAAAAAAAAAGUAGCACAAG